Symbiodinium pilosum is the source of this 471-nucleotide messenger RNA. The record is from the annotation of a GenBank genome assembly. Lineage: Eukaryota; Dinophyceae; Suessiales; Symbiodiniaceae.
AUGAGCAAUGGCGACAGCGCAGGACACCUCAUCAAGGCAGAGACGAUAGAGGACGGGCUGUUCGACGUCAUGGGCUUUCAGGAGUGCGAGAGCGGCGUCCGAGUGCUAGAACCGGUCGGCCUCCUGGAAAGCUACGAGGUGCUGCAAGGACACCACGCUGUGUGCCUGGCCUACCGAAAGGGUGUGUGGAACCUACUGGCCAGUGGGAACGUGGAUGUCGGGGAGGACAUGAAGUCCCACUACUAUGGACGUCGUGGAGUAGUGUGGGUGCGGUUGCAGCACGGAGUCACUGGCAGAAAGCUGCUCUUUGCCAACCACCAUGGACCCCUGGAGGUGAACUCCGGAGGGGAUUGCGGUGGCGACUCCAUAGCCAACAACCUCAUUGAAGUCAUGCGAAACAGCUCCGAACCAGGUGACACCAUUCUCCUGGCCGGAGACUUCAAUGCCAACUCUGCCUCUCUCACUAUCCAG